AUGGAUGAAAAUCAACUUGUAGUAACUUGUUCGAUUUCACAGAAUAAAAAUUCGUUUAUACCUACCUACGCUCUUAUUGAUACCGGAGCAUCAGGAUAUGCUUUCAUUGAUGAAUCUUUUGCACGCCACAACAAUCUUACAAUGACCCCCCUCAAAAUACCUCGCCAUGUAGACGUUAUAGACGGAAGACCUAUUAAGUCAGGAAAAAUUACCCAUAUUGUCGAUGUCUCGGUAGACAUUCAUGGCCAUCAGGAGACGGCGCCAUAUUUUGUAACGAAGUUAGGACACUAUCCAAUUGUGAUGGGGAUACCUUGGAUGCGACGACAUGAUGUUACGAUUCGACCGAAAGAAAAUCUACUUGUUUUUGACUCUCAAAGCUGUUGUCAACACUGUUCACUCAGUGGAACUGCAGUUAUUGUUCAUGGUAUCUCGAUUCCCUUACCGGAACACCAUACAAUUAUCGUUUCAGCAACUGAGAAACCCACUAUCGAUAUUGAACAAUUAGUACCGAAAGAAUUUCACCAUCGUCUCCAUAUGUUUAAAGAAUACGAUGCUUCAAUUCUCCCACCACAUCGACCAUCCCAUGACAUCGAGAUAGUAUUGGAGGAAGGCAAAAAACCACCAUAUGGUAUCACGGGGACUGUAGGCAAUAGACUGUGGUGCCAAGGAAUACAACCUAGGUAG
Messenger RNA from Morchella sextelata, 684 nucleotides. RefSeq lists its product as uncharacterized. The record is from RefSeq and is a predicted model, not a curated record. The transcript has a single exon. The coding region runs from base 1 to 684 and encodes 227 amino acids. NCBI's taxonomy places the organism in Eukaryota, Fungi, Ascomycota, Pezizomycetes, Pezizales, Morchellaceae.